Molecule: messenger RNA, 2070 nt
Organism: Bradysia coprophila
Lineage: Eukaryota; Metazoa; Arthropoda; Insecta; Diptera; Sciaridae
Biological process (GO): blood coagulation
Source: RefSeq, a predicted model, not a curated record
AGACGCAAGGCAGCCAGUCACAUUUAAAACACCGGUAAACGAAGUUCGUUUUCAUUUCGUGUGCUUUGUUUUGGCUGAAGAAAUUAAUGUAAAAUGUUAAUUAUGCAUUCAGUAUCAUUGAUAACGUUAACAUUAGUAUUUUUUGUGAUAAAUGUUGAAGGCCAGGUGGAACAAGUCGUUCAACAUAGAAAUCGUAUACACCAACAUUCAGAGCCAAGGGUAGCGUUAAGUGCACAGUCAACGGACAACAAAUCAAUUGAACAUGCACUGGAAAGUAUCAAUGACAAAUUAUCAAUAUUGCAAUCUCGGGACGAAGAACACAUUAAACGAUUAGAUUCCAUUGAAUUGAGAAUAAAUCGAGUUCAGGCUGCAAAUAAUGAAAAGACAGAAAGCAUCCGGUCGGAGCUACGAAAUUUCGUUAGUAAAUUCGAGGCCGUUGCGUCGGUUAUAGGUAAUAUUGACGCAACGCUAAAUCAAAUCAAGUUAGGUGCCGAUGAUGGAACUAUAAGCUCUGAUUCUCAUAAAUUGAAGUCACGAUCGGUACCAUCAGAUGAUUUGGAUCAAAAACUCGAAGCACUGGCCACGCUUCUAGCGUCAACACGAGCAGCUGUUGCCCGUGUUGAAAAAGGAGUCGCACAGUUACAAGGGAAUUUUACUCACCUUCAAGCAUCGACAAAGACAAUCCAUCAUUUCCAGCGUCACAUACCAACCAAACAAUUCCUAAAUAACAUUCUUCAAAAUGCCCGAUCUCAGCUUCUUCCAUCAAACAACGACGAUACUAUCGCUUCCAGUUGCCAUGAUAUUGAAGACCCACAAACUGGAAUUUACCAGAUUCAGUUACAUAGCGGAAUGAAACCAUUCUAUGUUCGAUGCGAGGAAACUAGCGAAGAUAAGUGGACCGUGAUCUUGAAUCGAUUCAAUGGAGCCACCAGUUUUUACCGAAAUUGGGUGGAAUACAAAAAUGGUUUUGGUAAUAUUGCAACGGAAUUCUGGAUCGGUUUGGACAAAUUGUACGAGAUAACAAAUUCGAAACUUCACGAACUGUACAUUGUGUUGGAAGACUUUGAUGGUGACAUAAAACACGCAAGAUAUUCUCAAUUUUCCAUUGGCAGUGAAAAGGAAGGUUAUCCUUUGAAUGUCCUGGGAGAAUAUACCGGAACAGCUGGCGAUUCAUUGUCAUAUCACGCUGGUAGUAAAUUCUCGACUUUCGACGUUGACAAUGAUGUAUGGCUUGAAGGAAACUGUGCUCAAUCGCAUACUGGGGGAUGGUGGUACAACUCAUGCGAUACGUCAAAUUUGAACGGGAAAUAUUUCAAUGGAACCGUCUCUGAGCUGGCCAGAUUUCAAGGCAUUUAUUGGAACGAUUUUCGUGGACCGACUUAUUCACUGAGAGCUGUUAAAAUGUUGAUCAAGGCUAUUCAAUAUCAGUAGACCAAGUCGGGUGUGUCGAAUGUUAAAACGUAGUUCUUUGUAAUCAAAACAUAAAUAUUGCCUGGACUCCUGUAGAAAAGAGUCAGGCUUUCGAACGCUAUGAUCUCUUCUUCUUCCAUCUCUUGUUAUAAUUUCGAAUAACUGGAAGUAACUACAUUCUCUCGUUUGCAUUAACCUUCCAAUCAAAAUACCAAAUUUUUUUACAUUUAAGUCUUUAAUUUGAAAAAUUCUUACUUCUUAGUAUUGUAUACAAUGUAUAAUAGCUUCACGUACACAAUAUUCUAUAGAAAAACUAUUUUUUUCACAUGCUACAAGUAUACGCAUUAUGCAUUCAGUUAAUUAACUCAAUUUGCUAAAUUAUAAAUGUAAAUCGUGGCAUAGCAACUGUCGCUAACGCUGACGAUCUUAAAGUGUAGUAAUUAUGUCGACUAUGUCUUUCGAAGCCACUGGCUGAGAGUUUCCUCCUUUCAGCGACAUCUCCAUGUUAGUUAAUGCACCGGAAACGUGGUACACAUUUUCCAUCAAUAUCGUUUGCGUCUCAAUGAGAUCAUAUUCGGUGCGUGAGGAAAUGAAGACGUCUUCAAUUGACAAUAAAUUUGAAUUUUAACAAAAAUUUGACGAAAUAAAAAUUUGCUAAAC